AGUGCUGGGAUUACAGGUGUGCGCCACCACCGCCCCGGCAUUGAUCACUUUCUUAAUCACAUGGUAGAGCUCCUCAGAGAGGUCAGGAGCAAGGCCUCUGGACUUAAAGAUUCUCCAGAUUUUGUUACCAGUCACACAAUGGACCUGGGCCACACCAUGUGAUUCCAUCAGGAUCACACCUCUUUGGGAGGAAGUUAGGCCUUUCUUGGCUAGUUCAGCUUCAGCCGGGUGGGGAUGCUAAGGCUGUAGGGCAGAGCUAACUGGGACAAGCCCUUCCCUCAAGCAUGCAUGCAGAGGUCUGGCAGCAGAGAAGGAAGGGCUGUUUGUAGGGUUCUACCCAUGCAAUAGGCAUAUAGUUAUUACUGUGUAUUAUAUAGGUGUGUAUUACUGUGGUUUAUUGUGCAGUUCUAUAGUGACAUGACAUUCAAGACUUUUUCAUGUGCUUAUCUGCUAUACUGUAUCUUCCUAGUGAGGUGUUUUGUCCAUUUUUUAAAUGGGUUGGUUAUAUUCUUAUUGUUGAGUUUUAGUUAUUUUAAAAAUUCUGAAUAAUAGCCCUUUUUCUUUUGGUAAAUGCAUUUUCCCUGUUCUGGAUUUAUUUUCUUGACACUGUAUUACUAUUGUGUGACCUUUCAUGGGGAGAUAUAAACAAAUAUCUAUUCACUCCAGGUGUGGCACCAGCAAUAAACCAGAGACAUGAUUCCACCCAAGUCUAGCUUGGUGAGCCAGUGAGUUUAUUGAGGUUUCUCACAGGAGUGUGAGUGAGGAUUCACAUACAGAACAGGUGGACUGAUAUGUGGUUCGUCUGUACCAAGUUUUGUUUCUGCUUCACUCAUUGAUGGACACUUAGGUAGCUUCCACCUUUUGGCUGUAGUGGAUAAUGCUGCUAUGAACAUGGGUGUGCACAGAGCUCUUUGAGACCCUACUUUCAGUUCUUCUGGCUGUAGAUCUUGAUGGAGGAGCACGGAGUGACCCAAACUGAACACAUGGCUACCAUAGAAGCCCAUGCAGUGGCCCAGCAGGUGCAGCAGGUCCAUGUAGCCACAUACACGGAGCACAGCAUGCUGAGCGCAGAUGAAGACUCUCCUUCCUCCCCCGAGGACACUUCUUAUGAUGACUCGGACAUCCUCAACUCCACGGCAGCUGACGAGGUAACUGCCCAUCUGGCUGCUGCAGUGCUGGGGAUCAAACCCAGGGCCUCGCACAUACUAGGUCCUGUGGGAAUGGCUGCUGCCGCUGCCGUGGCAACGGGGAAGAAACGGAAACGUCCACAUGUGUUUGAGUCUAACCCGUCCAUCCGGAAGAGACAGCAGACACGUUUGCUUCGGAAGCUCAGAGCCACACUGGACGAGUACACUACCCGCGUGGGGCAGCAGGCCAUCGUCCUCUGCGUCUCUCCCUCCAAGCCCAACCCCGUCUUUAAGGUGUUCGGAGCAGCGCCUUUGGAGAACGUGGUGCGAAAGUACAAGAGCAUGAUCCUGGAAGACCUGGAGUCGGCUCUAGCAGAACACGCCCCUGCGCCACAGGAGGUUAAUUCAGAACUGCCACCUCUCACCAUCGACGGGAUUCCAGUCUCUGUGGACAAAAUGACCCAGGCUCAGCUUCGGGCCUUUAUCCCAGAGAUGCUCAAGUAUUCCACAGGUCGGGGGAAACCAGGCUGGGGGAAAGAGAGCUGCAAACCUAUCUGGUGGCCAGAAGAUAUCCCAUGGGCCAAUGUCCGCAGUGACGUCCGCACAGAAGAGCAAAAGCAGAGGGUUUCAUGGACCCAGGCAUUACGGACCAUAGUUAAAAAUUGUUACAAGCAACAUGGGCGGGAAGAUCUUUUAUAUGCUUUUGAAGAUCAGCAAACACAAACACAGGCCACCACCACACACAGUAUAGCCCACCUCGUACCAUCACAGACCGUAGUACAGACCUUCAGCAACCCUGAUGGCACCGUGUCGCUCAUCCAGGUUGGUACGGGGGCAACAGUAGCUACGCUGGCUGAUGCUUCAGAACUGCCUACCACAGUCACUGUUGCCCAAGUGAAUUAUUCUGCUGUGGCUGAUGGAGAGGUGGAACAAAAUUGGGCCACGCUACAGGGCGGCGAAAUGACCAUCCAGACAACGCAAGCGUCGGAGGCCACUCAGGCGGUGGCCUCACUGGCAGAGGCCGCAGUGGCAGCUUCUCAGGAGAUGCAGCAGGGAGCUACUGUCACCAUGGCCCUCAACAGUGAAGCUGCCGCCCAUGCUGUCGCCACACUGGCUGAAGCCACCUUACAAGGCGGUGGACAGAUAGUCCUGUCUGGGGAAACCGCAGCAGCCGUCGGAGCACUUACUGGAGUCCAAGAUGCUAAUGGCCCAGAUGAAGUGCGUGCAUGGACCAUCAGGAAAGCCAUGAAGGCUCCUCAGGCUGCAGGAAAGAUUCACACAGAGUUUGGAAAGGGAUUCAUUAUGGCGGAAGUAUUGAAAGACGAAGAUCUUAAAGAGGAAGGUUCUGGAAAUGCAGCCAUGGCUGCUGGGAAGUACAGACAACAAGGCAGAACUUACGUUGUGGAAGAUGGAGAUAUUAUCUUCUUCAAAUUUAACUCGCCUCAGCACCUGAAGAAGAAAUAAAGUUUAGCUCUUAACUUUAGCAUAUGUAUGGCUAUGGUUUUGCUUUUGACUUGGGAUAGUUGGUGGUUUUGUCUUGUUUUUAGCGAAAGUUUCUGAAAACUGAAGGUACAAGGUUGGCACGGGACUCUUGUAUAAAUUGUUACUUACAUUAAAAUAGCAGAAGCCGAGUUCUGGUUUACUUUUGAAAGGAGAGUUUGGAUUGGAGAGUUGACUCAGUAGUCGGGCAUGCCCACUGUCCUAACAAAGAACCCAUGUGUGUCAGUAAGUCCAGCUCCAAGGGACCUAACGCCCUCUUCUGGCUCGUGGGUACCUACACUCGUCAUUCACUUACACAGACACAUAAAUAAAAAUAAUAAAAGUAGUUUUUUUAACUAAAAAAAAGGGAAGGGCAGGGAGCUGACAGGAGUAGGUGGUGUAUUAGAUGUGAAGUCAAGGGUGGUGAGGGGGACUUCAGAGACUUGAACCUGAGCAACAGGAAGGAUAUAAUUGCCGUGUUGAGGUAAGGAGGAAAGGGGGCCUGGGCCUGGCUUGCUUCACCGUUUAUGCUCAGCAGAUAGCCAGCAGUUUUAUUUUAAUCAAGACAGGACAGGCUCCUAGGGCUGACAGCUCCUCUGGGGAGUUGGGAGUGGUUAAGCCGAAGAUCCUAGAGGCGAGGCCUGUCUUUCUGAGUUCCCUCUCACCUCCGUUCCCUGGAAAAUGCUGCCAUGAUUUACCAUGAAGCCUGCAAAGGCAGUGGUGAGCCCUGAAGGAUGGUCCUCUGCCUUCCUGGCCCUGUGGCCGGGUGCUAGUUGUCAGGGGUAUUCUGGUGCAUGGAAAGGCUACCAGAUCCAAAGCCCACACAUCUAGCUUAAUAAACUAGUCAUUGGGGGCGGGGGACGACAACAUGACAACCUGUCUGU
Onychomys torridus (southern grasshopper mouse) is the source of this 3490-nucleotide messenger RNA. It is a transcript of the gene Nrf1, whose product is annotated as nuclear respiratory factor 1. Bases 951 to 2591 code for a protein of 546 amino acids. The record is from RefSeq and is a predicted model, not a curated record. Lineage: Eukaryota; Metazoa; Chordata; Mammalia; Rodentia; Cricetidae. Gene Ontology annotation, molecular function: RNA polymerase II cis-regulatory region sequence-specific DNA binding; DNA-binding transcription factor activity, RNA polymerase II-specific. Gene Ontology annotation, cellular component: nucleus. Gene Ontology annotation, biological process: regulation of transcription by RNA polymerase II. The transcript has 13 exons.